AUGGUCGGGGCAGGGCGUUCCACCCCCACUGACGCCCCCGCCAAGCCGAAGCGUCCGUGCCAUGCACGUGGCGACGGCGGCGGCGAUGCCGAUGGCAGCAGCGGCGGAGAGGCCGACAGCGACCUUCUGAGCGCCCUGCCGGACGAGCUCCUCCACGACAUCCUGUCGCGCCUCAAUGCCCUGGAGACGGCCGGUACGUGCGUGCUGUCCGCGAGGUGGCGGAACCUCUGGCGCGCCGUGCCGUGCCUCGACAUCGACGAGCGGGAGCUCACCGCCAAGCAGCCUUUUUUCGUCAACUUUACCGGCAACCUUCUCCGCGGACAUGAGGUCGCUCUCCUGGAGGACCUGAGGGUGUACCUGCGCUGCGGCAUCCUCGGGUGGUCCGCCCCUUGGGUCCGCCGCGCCAUAGGUCUGGGCGAGGCAUCGCCUUGCCGGCUCAAAAGGUUGCAUCUUUCCCACGUGUCAUCUCUGCAGCCGACGGAGCUCGCUAGCCAUGUCAGCUCCCGCUGCCCUGCUCUCGAGGACUUGAAACUGCAAGAGUGCGGCUUCUUGGCCACCGGCUACAUCAGGAUCGUCUCCUCCUCGCUCAAGAAAUUGGUCCUCGACGGCAACUAUGAUGAGGACGGCGCCGAUGAGUUUUUCGUCUUCAUUAUAGAUGCUCCUGCUCUUGUCUCUCUUCGCUUGGGCACCUCCUAUGAUGUUGAUUCCAUUGUUGCUCCUAACGAACCACAUACCAUGCCGUCUCUUGUUGAUGCAUCCAUUCAGCUAUCCAUUGGCUGCGACCUCGCCACAACCGCGUACGAAUCUGGUCUUCUUGCCGCUCUCUACAAUGUCACAAGCCUGCACUUGUUACAUUUUGGGGUCACUUUGUUGUGCCGUCAGGAUUAUUUGGAGUUCCCUGUAUUGAAGAACCUGAGGACCUUGUCUCUGGACGAGUGUCAUAUUUCCAACGACUUUAUGGGUCUGGAGCCUUACCUGCGCAAGUCGCGAAACCUGGAGAAGCUCACUUUGCGUCGUUGCAAGGUGUUGGAUUCUAGAUCUAAGAAGAAGAUGGGGGGACACCUUCAUGACCCUUCCGAUGACCUGGUGGAUUUCAAGUGCGAGAACCUUAAGCUUAGUGAAAUCAUAUACCAAGAUGGUGAUACUUCUAUCCACCUAUUGGUCAAGUUUCUGGAGGCCAUGUGGAGGAAUCUGCCAAACAACAAGAUCGAACUCACUAAAGUCAAUUAGCCGAACCGCGUGAGAAUACACUAUCGUGGUCUGUCAACAAAAAAUGAUGUGUUGGAGGAUCGCCGGGACAAAUGAAAAUCUUAGGAUGGAACUGCCAUGGUAUGCUUUCGAACACGACAGAUUUUUAGUUCAUGGAGCUCCAAGGUCGGAUUGUUGCGGAUUUGAUUUUCCUUUCAGUGUCUCAUUUGACUUGUCAGGACGAUGAGCUAUGUUGUACUUUAUCUUUUGGUUCCAUGUUUGUAGUGAAGAGUGAUGGUCAGGCCAGUGGCCUCAUUUUAUUUUAGUUGAACUAUUCAUCAGCUAAUUUUAGUGAUAUUUUGUUUAUGGUUAAGAACAUUGUACAAUGGCGCUUUA
Molecule: messenger RNA, 1584 nt
Organism: Triticum dicoccoides
Lineage: Eukaryota; Viridiplantae; Streptophyta; Magnoliopsida; Poales; Poaceae
Product: MEIOTIC F-BOX protein MOF-like
Exons: 4
Coding region: 1-1230 (409 amino acids)
Molecular function (GO): protein binding
Source: RefSeq, a predicted model, not a curated record